AUGGGUCCAAUUUCCACAGAUGAGCUUCAUCUAUUUCACAGAAAUCACCGUGAGGUCUUCUGUUUUCUGAUCUUCAGACUGCGACGUGACUUGACACAAUCCCUUCUGGUCAUGGCAUUGUGGAUUUGGCUUGAACACAAAGGAUACCCCAAUAUCACUCACAAAGUCAUGGCUUUAUCUCAUGCUUCUGCUAUCAAUGAUAUUGUCGAUGAAACUGUAUCGUGUUUAAAAUGCUUAGAGAGAGAAAACUCUGCCACCCCAAAAAAUGGUGCUUUGCCCUCAACACAAAACUUAACACAAAAACGCAUAUCCCUUAAAAUAUUUAAGGAGAAAAGGUACACCAUAAUAGCUGGUAUAAAAAGUGUACUAAAAAAUAUCUGUGCUCGAAUUUUUGCUGAUGUUUUGCAGAUGAUCUUAAGAAGCAAGAACACCAACAGAGCUCGCACAUCACGAGGUAACAUAUCAGACACUCCUGUCACCAUCCCGGGUUUUCCACACCCUUUGUUUGGUUCCUUCAACAUUAAUCCACCAGACGACAGUUCUACGAACAUGGACUUGUUUGAUAUGAGAAUCUGGAUGAAGGGGCCUUGCGAUGAUGUCACCACUGAUGAUAAAUCCAUGUUUCUAACAUUUUCUAGAGGUUUCCCUGUGUCAGAAGGUGAGGUGAUAAAACUGUUUAAACGUUCAUUUGGAGACUGUGUGGAGAACUUAUCUAUGGGAAACACUGGUGCGCAAGAUCAAUCUUUGUUUGCCAUAAUGGUUUUGAAGAGUGUGAAAACAGUUGAUCAAAUUUUGAAAGGGAAACAUGUUGCGAAGCUUCAUAUAAACAGAAAACAUAUUUGGGUUCGCAAGUACGAGCGUCGUGAUUAA
Messenger RNA from Vigna umbellata (rice bean), 870 nucleotides. RefSeq lists its product as uncharacterized. The record is from RefSeq and is a predicted model, not a curated record. Lineage: Eukaryota; Viridiplantae; Streptophyta; Magnoliopsida; Fabales; Fabaceae.